This is a messenger RNA of Podarcis lilfordi (Lilford's wall lizard), 2640 nucleotides long. The record is from the annotation of a GenBank genome assembly. Lineage: Eukaryota; Metazoa; Chordata; Lepidosauria; Squamata; Lacertidae.
AUGUAUAUUGGAAGGUUCAGCACAAACUGGUAAGAGUAGAAGAAAUGGUGACUCUUGUCUUAACCACUUGUACUAUAUUAAUGUCCUAGCUGCAAAGUCUUCAAUGUGAGCACUUCCAUUCAAGUAAGUGAAAUCACUUGCAUGAGAGGGAUUUGCCAGAUCAGGACAAAUAUAUAUAUAUUUAUGUAUGUAUGUAUUUUAUAUUCAUUAUUUAAUUCCUUUUUUUGAAAAAAACAAAACAUUAUUUUUGCCAGGAGUUCUUAAAUGGAAGUGUUGAAAAUGAUAAUUUUGUCUUGUUACUCUACUUUCAGAAGUAGUUUUCACUUAAUGUUUUGGAUUUGUAUGCAAAGUUGCUAAAACCAGAGAUCCAGUUAUUCAUCAUUUCCUGAUGAUCAGAUAGUAAAAUUUCCUCUUAUUUUAGUGAAGUUGGGAAACAUGUAUUUUAUAAAGAAAAACAAAACAAGCAAAGGAAUGAAAAGGUAGCUGAAAAGCUACGGAGUUAUGCAUUUGUAUUAUCCUUUGCUAUGCAAUAAAGAGUUCCAGCCCAUGCUUCAUAUUGCAGUGUCUCUCAUCCUAAUUAUCAGGGAUAUAGCAAACACUUUCAUUCUACUGCAUAUACCAAGUUAGCUUUGUUCUAGACAAGAAUCAAUCUUCCCUUUAUCCCAGCUUCUUAACUAAGAUUCAUCACAAACAUCAGAUGAAGAAAUAAAACUCUGUAGGUUUUUCCAUGUCAUCUGUGAGAAUUAGGCCUAGGAUGAAUUUUAGCGUCAGGUUGUUCUGUAAUUAUAAUGAAGGCCAUGGUACAGAGUUGCUAUCAUGUGCUUUUGAAUUGCACAUGGAGUGUGAUUUGUGAUCAGAGGAUAAAGAUUUCUAACAAUUGCUUCCCACCGCCCACCCCCAGCCCUGAUAGUUUUGAGGGCAGUUGUCCAAUCCAGCAGUUCCAUGCUUACCCUAAGCGCCUUGUACACAAGGGCUGCUGUGAACCGCAGGCCCAAAGGAGGACUUGUGGGAGUGGUUUGGUGCAGGGAUAUCAAAGAAGGGUGUUAAAAACACCAGAGGGAUCAGUUUUAGUACUUUAUUAAAGAAAGCUGUAGACUUGCAGCAAAUCAGCCUGCCAGGCCUCUCAGAGAUAUGGGACGGACACCGCAGCAAGCAGAUGGCUUGUCCAAGCAGACAUUAAUACAUUCUUUAUACACAAGGUAGCAUACGUCAUGGGUCAGGACUUCCCAUCACCAGAUGAGGACAUAGGUGCAAAUGCCCUAAUCUUACAGACAGUUCCACUUUCUGGGCUCAGAGCCCAGCACCCCAAGCCCUCCACAGAUAAGGAUAGCAUCAAAGCAUGCCAAUUAGCUUAUAUCAAAGCAAGUGAAUAUAAACAUGUAUGAGCUCAUUGUUACAGCAACUACCAAUUAAUUGUGGGGUUAUCUUGACUUCCAGGAUAGGGAUUGCAGGAAGGGUUUCUGGAACAGUUAACCUUUGCGUCAAUGCAAGGGCUUCCUCCAUUUACUUCAAUGGGAGAACGGAGCAGCUAAAACAGGAUGCACAUGGUGAGCAUGUACAGCAGCGCAUAUAUAUAGAGGCUCUUAUUUCAGGAGCAUUGCCUAAAAAGGGCUUAAGUAUUCAACAGUGUGGAAUUUUAGUACCCUGAAUUGCUAACUCCCUACUUCUCAGGCUCUCUACAUGUCAUGUCCUGCAAGAGCUCAAGUACUCAUUCUCCAUUCUAGAACGAGUCCACAAAUUAUGUAAAGUUCUGGAAAAUGAACACAUUUUAACUAUUUUUAUAAUAUAUACAUUCAGAUCAUAUAAGGUUUUAAGCACAAAGUGCCUAGAUUCUACCAAAACAUUGACAUUAUUUUUAACUCUUGUGGAGCCUUAGCUGGGGAAAGGCCAACAUUGAAGAUUUAUACACUGCUAGAUCAUAUUGAAGUUGACAAAGUUCUUUUAAUAUAGUUUGACUAACUGUGGAAGCCUAGAUAGAACAAUUCAAUAAUUUAAGCCGGUCCCUUAAGAUGCCUGUGAAUUUAUUUUUAUAACCUGUAUGAGCCUUUCAAAUUGUCAAGUAAAUUUUAUUGGUUCAGCUUUUUCUUCUCCUCCAGUGUGCACAUAGUGUAAAUUCCUGUUAGAAGCAAAGAUCUGACACAGACAUUUCUGUCAAUUCUAGAGAAAGCUGACUGUUCCUUUUCGAGUUUUUUGGUGAAAGGAAAGUUUGGGCACCUGUCUUUGAUGAUUCUGUAGCAGCAGUGAGUGCAACAUCUUAAAACAACGCAGCUUGGCCUCUGAUUUACCUAUUGAUUUUGUUACAGUUCUAGCAGCAUAGAUAAUAUCAGCACAGCCAACUGGAGGGUGGCUUGUUUUCCGCAUAUAAUGUAAGCUUCAGCAUUAUUUUUGCUUGUUUAUUAAUAUACCCUGUUUAGCUAAACUAUCCUAAAUAUCUUCGCAGAAGCUUACGGAAAGCUUGGCUUAUCGCUCAAUAUCCAAAAAAACCAAAGUGCUGCACCAACAAGCACAAAACAACCCCUCUGCAGCGCCACAAAUCCAACUCAGUGGUGUAAUGUUGGAAAAUUGUCAAUCACUUUUCCUACCUGGCCAGUUACCUUUCUACAAGGGCCGACAUUGAUGCUGAAAUCCAGCAUCGCCUGA